CUACAGUGGAAAAUGACUGGCACAUGGCCUUUAAUUCCAAGCUCACCUUUUCAUCUUUCUCUCCUCGCCUCUCCUGCUCCCCUUCCCCCUCCCUUUCUUGCUUCUUUCUUCUUUCUUCUUCUGCAUCAUUUUUUUUCUAUCUUUCCAUCUAUCUACUCCUCUGACAGACCACAAAGUGUUCAUCCAAAGUCUUCAUGCAUUAUUUGUGUUGGACUUGACAUGGUUUGGUGACUAGAAUACAUCCCCUUUUGUGCAGAAAAAUAUGCAUGUCUUGAUAUGAUGCAGAAACCCAAAACCCCCGUGACGGCACGCUUAAAGCAGGAAGGCAGUGAUGUCGGGCAGAUGCACCGGAUCGCCGAUUCAUCGCAUGGGCGCAAGUGAGGGCACCCGCUGCUUAAGGAGCGGCCUGCUUCCCCAGUCGAACUGUUCGAUGCAAGUCUCGGUGUGAGGCGGGGAGGGGGGGGAAGCUUGUUCUUCUUUUGUUGGCGGUGGUGGCCCGAGUUUGGUGAUUUGUGGGAGAGAGAGAGACAGAGAGAAGAGAGAGAUUUGGAUGGAGUCGGAGGCGAAGGAAUCGGCAGGCGGUGGAGGGGAGGCGGAGGACGCGACGGCGAGGGCCGCGCGGAAGCGGUACGAGCGGCUGGUGGCGGUGCGGUGCAAGGCGACGAAGGGGAAGGGCGCGUGGUACUGGGCCCACCUGGAACCCAUCCUGGUGACGCCGGCCGGGUCGUCGCAACCAUCGGCGGCGAAGCUGCGCUGCGCCCUCUGCUCUGCGCUCUUCUCCGCCUCCAACCCCUCCCGCACCGCCUCCGAACACCUGAAGCGGGGCGCCUGCCCCAACUUCUCCUCCCCCUCCUCCGCAGGCCCCGCCUCUGCCGCCGUCGAUCCCGUCCCCAUCUCCUCCCUUCCCCCAGCCUCUCCGCGCCUCCGUCCCCACCAUCCCCCCACCCGGAGGCGCUCCGCCCCGACGCCGCUGGAGCCUAAGUUGCCCCUCCUGCUCUCCGGCGGGAAGGAUGACCUCGUCGCACUCGCGAGGCUGGAGGACAGCGUGAAGAAGCUGAAAAGCCCCAUGGCAUCCCCCGCCGCCGCCCUUUCCAAGCCCCAGGCGGACGCCGCUCUCGCCCUGCUCGCCGACUGGCUCUUGGAAUCCGCUAGCGCCGUCUCCCCCUCGGCACUCGACCACCCAAAGUUCCAAUCUUUCCUCAACCAGGUCGGUCUUUCCUCUAUUUCGCCUCGCCAGCUGACGCUAUCACACCUCCAAGCUCGAUACCUCGAGGUCCUGUCCGAGUCCGAUGCCAGAAUCCGCGACGCUGCCUUCUUCCAGCUCGCCUCCGACGGAUGGAAGUCGUCGGCGAGGCCUUCGGAGUAUGCGUUGGUGAGCCUCGUGGUGAACCUCCCCAACGGUACCGCAUUGUUCCACCGUUCGGUGCUCACCACCGGAGGAGCCCCCUCCAGUUAUGCCGAGGAGGUCUUGCGGGACGUCGUCGCCAAGCUAUGCGGUGGUCUCGUCGACCGGUGUGCGGGCAUCGUCGCGGACCGCUUCAAGAGGAAGGCUCUUCUGAACCUCGAGAACCGAAACCAAAGGAUGGUGAACCUCUCCUGCCAGCUCCAGGCCUUCAACAGCUUGAUCAAGGACUUUGCUCGGCAGCUUCCGCUCUUUGGAAGGGUCUCCGCUAAUUGCUCGAAGCUGACUAACUUCAUGAACAACCAAUCUCAAGUUCGAAGCAUUUUUUCCAAGUACCAGCUCGAAGAGCAGGGCCACACCCGCCUUCUAAGAAGCCCGUCCAGCAGCAGCGACGAAGCCUCUAAUUUCACCGCGGACUUCACCAUGGUGGAGGAUGUCAUGGAUUUCGCUCGUCCGAUCCAGAUGGCUGUCCUCGACGAGGACUAUAAGGUUGUUUGUCUGGAGGAGCCUAGCGCUAGAGAAAUGGCGGAGCUGAUUCAGGAUGGUGGGUUUUGGACCGAGUCGGAGGCAGUUAACUCGUUGGUCAAGUUGCUCAAGGCCAUGGCUCGAGAAAUAGAGAUGGAGCGGCCAUUGAUCGGGCAUUGCCUACCGCUGUGGGAUGAGCUGCGAUCGAAGGUCAGAGAGUGGAGCGCUAAAUACGGGAUCGACGGCGGACUGGUGGACAAUGUGAUCGAGAAAAGAUUCACGAAGAACUACCACCUGGCGUGGUCGGCGGCAUUCGUUUUGGAUCCGCUUUUCCUGAUCAAGGACACCAGUGGGAAGUACCUCCCACCUUUCAAGCUCUUGACUCCGGAGCAGGAGAAGGAUGUGGAUCGGCUCAUCACGCAAUUGGUGUCGCCGGAGGAAGCCCACAUUGUUCUGAUGGAAAUGAUGAAGUGGAGGUCGGAGGGAUUGGAUCCGCUUUACGCACAAGCUGUUCAGGUGAAGCAGCAUGACCCGUCGACGGGGAAGAUGAGGAUCGCUAACCCACAGAGUCGCAGGUUGGUAUGGGAGACCUGCCUGAGCGAAUUCAAAUGUCUUCGGAAAGUGGCGGUGAGGCUCAUUUUCCUCCACGCCACUUCGUGCGGGCUCAAGCGCAAUUCGGCAUUGACGCGUUGGAUGUGCGCGCAUGCACAGUCGGGGGUCGCACAGAAGAUGGCUUUUCUCACCGCGCAUUCCAGGAUUGGAAGGGGGGAUUUCUUAGGCGAGGAGGAGAAGGAUGCGGAGCUCUUCGGCGCAGGUGAGGAUGAUGUGCUCAACGAGUUUGCGGGUGCCUCAGCAGUGUAACAUCUCUCUCUCUUCUGGAUUAAGUCUUUUUUUUUUUUCUCUUUUCUGUUGCUGAGUGUAGAUUAGUAUUGAAGGAAUGUUGAUUCUUUGUAUGGAUUCUCUA
Messenger RNA from Musa acuminata subsp. malaccensis (wild Malaysian banana), 2831 nucleotides. RefSeq lists its product as uncharacterized. Lineage: Eukaryota; Viridiplantae; Streptophyta; Magnoliopsida; Zingiberales; Musaceae. The record is from RefSeq and is a predicted model, not a curated record.